Molecule: messenger RNA, 852 nt
Organism: Anopheles darlingi
Lineage: Eukaryota; Metazoa; Arthropoda; Insecta; Diptera; Culicidae
Product: protein IWS1 homolog A-like
Exons: 2
Coding region: 1-852 (283 amino acids)
Biological process (GO): poly(A)+ mRNA export from nucleus
Cellular component (GO): nucleus
Source: RefSeq, a predicted model, not a curated record
AUGGCUUCUGGUGAGUUCGUGUCCGAUUUCGACGCAAUGCUGUCGCGAAAGAAACAGAAUCGCAAGAGAGCUGUGCAAAGCGCUACACCGUCAGUGGAUGAGGUUCCCAAUCUACUAGCCCAAAUGAUGGAGGCUGCCAUUGAAGACCAAAAACUCCUUCAUGCUGGCCAAUUGCCAACACAAAAACUACUCCUCCUCGACAGUGCCAUAUCGAAGCUGAUGAAAAGAAACCUGCAACAACUCUAUCUCGAACAUGGCUUGCUGAGUGUGCUUACCGUGUGGUUGAGCCCUUCCAGCAACGGUCAUCCACCACCGUUCCAGAUCCGCGAGGCAAUACUGACGGUGCUCCAGCUGUACGAUUGCAUACGCAAAAACCACCUGAAGGAGUCGGGCCUCGGGAAGCAGAUAUACCGGCUGGCCAAGGAUCCGCAAGAACUGCGCAAGAAUCGAAAGCUAGCCCGUACGCUCGUCACAAAGUGGGCACGGGACAUUUUCGGUAUAUCUGUCGACUAUCGGAGCAUGAGCCGCGCCGAGCGCCUCGAGCACGACAUGAAGGCAGUUCCGGGACAACUUAAGAAGGUAAAGAAGGAACAGCACAUGACGGAUCUUACUAUGAAGACGCCGUUUGUACGUCUGAUCGAUGAUCCCUUUGUAACGGACCAAGAGACGAGCAAUGAUCCGCCAGUUGCUACGACUAUUCGAGCUCGCGUUCCGAUGGUUUCGACGAAGGAGUAUAUUAUUCGACCGGCAUCAAAGCUGGCUGACGAAGGACCGCACCAUCAAUCGAUGGCGACUGUGAUGGGUCGCUGCGAUAGGAUGAUUAGAAAUUAUAACAAAAAACGGGGCACGUAA